ACCUCUAUCCACAACCAAAAACCAAAUUAUAUAUGCUCUUUCAAUAUCACUCAAGCACCUUUAAUAUGACUUAUAUCAUGGCCAGCAUCUUUGCCUGCUUGCUUCUAUUUCUCUUCUUUCUAUUAUGGAAGAGGACAGCCCAAAAAACUACCCCUCAAAGCACACUUCCACCAGAAGCUGGUGGUGCAUGGCCUAUGAUUGGCCACCUCCACCUAUUAGCAAGGUCAAAACCUGCCCAUAUAACCUUGGGUAAUAUGGCUGACAAGUAUGGAUCAAUCUUCACCAUCAGGUUGGGCGUGCAUAAAGCUAUAGUGAUCAGUAAUUCAGAGAUAGCCAAAGAGUGUUAUACAACGAAAGACAGAAUCUUUGCAAGCCGUCCAAAAUCUGUGGCAACAGAACUCAUGGGCUAUAACUAUGCUCUAUUCGGUUUGAGCCCUUAUGGUCCUUAUUGGCGCCAAGUUCGAAAAAUAACCACACUUGAAUUCUUUUCAAGUCAGCGCCUUGAGAUGUUCAAACACAUUGGAGAGUCGGAGGUAAAAACAGCUAUAAAAGAAACAUAUCAACUCUUGGUCAAUAACAAGAAGCUCAUGUUGGUAGAGAUGAAGAGAUGGUUCGGCAACAUCAUGCUAAACACUGUGUUUAGGAUGGUUGUAGGGAAGCGAUUUGCUUGUGCUGCCACCGAGGAUGAGGAUCAUGAAGGAAAUGAUCUCCAGUGCCGGAAGGCAUUGACAGAUUUCUUCAUGUUUGCCGGAAAGUUUGUGGUCUCGGAUGCACUUCCAUAUCUAAGGUGGUUGGACUUGGCUGGGGACCAGAGGGCCAUGAAGAAAAUCGCAAGAGAAGUAGAUCACGUGCUUAAAGGUUUGCUAGAAGAACAUAAACAACGAAGCCUCUCAAGUGAGGUGAACAAUGGACACCAAGACUUCAUGGAUGUUAUGCUAUCCAUUGUCAUAGAUAACACGGAUGUUUCCAAUUUUGAUGCUGAUACAAUCACCAAAGCUACUUGCCUGACCCUUAUCUUAGGGGGCACAGAAACAACAACUGUGACCUUGACAUGGGCUCUCUCUCUACUUCUUAACAAUCGGGAGGCUCUAAAGCAAGUCCAACAAGAACUUGACCUCCAGAUUGGUAAGGAAAGACAAGUGAAGGACUCAGACAUAAAAGACCUAGUCUAUCUCCAAGCUGUCAUCAAAGAAACAAUGCGCUUAUACCCUGCAGCCCCACUUUCUUUGCCGCACGAGUCCACUGAAGAUUGUACUUUGGCUGGUUACCAUGUCCCAGCAGGCACACGUCUUAUUGUUAAUCUAUCAAAGAUCCAUCGAGACCCACAUGUGUGGCUGGACCCAACAGAAUUUCGUCCAGAACGAUUCCUUACUACCCAUAAAGAUAUCAACGUUAGGGGUCAGAAUUUUGAAUUGAUACCAUUUGGCAGUGGUAGAAGAGUUUGCCCUGGAAUCUCGCUUGGGUUGCAACUGAUUCAACUCACACUUGCUACAUUCUUGCAUGCUUUUGACAUUUCAACCCCAUCAGCUGAACUAGUAGAUAUGGUUGAGAAAGCUGGACUUUCCACGGCUAAAGCAACACCACUCGAAAUUCAUCUCACUCCGCGCCUUCUUGCUCAAGUAUAUCAUGUGUAGUACUUUUAGUAUCCCUGAUAAUAAAUAAUUUAUGUGUGAACAACUAGGAGUGUGUUCUAGCGAUGCAUAUAUAUCUUAUGCAAUAUGUCCAUCGAUCUAAAAAACAAAACAUGUCUGUUCGGAACUUGAGAAAACUCCAAAGAAGAAUAAUUAUGUUCACUUUA
Juglans regia (Persian walnut) is the source of this 1798-nucleotide messenger RNA. Its product is annotated as cytochrome P450 CYP82D47-like. Gene Ontology annotation, biological process: defense response to other organism. The record is from RefSeq and is a predicted model, not a curated record. Gene Ontology annotation, molecular function: oxidoreductase activity, acting on paired donors, with incorporation or reduction of molecular oxygen; monooxygenase activity; heme binding. Lineage: Eukaryota; Viridiplantae; Streptophyta; Magnoliopsida; Fagales; Juglandaceae. The transcript is spliced from 2 exons. The coding region runs from base 33 to 1634 and encodes 533 amino acids.